This is a messenger RNA of Cladophialophora carrionii CBS 160.54, 1539 nucleotides long. RefSeq lists its product as uncharacterized. The transcript has 6 exons. The record is from RefSeq and is a predicted model, not a curated record. Gene Ontology annotation, cellular component: membrane. NCBI's taxonomy places the organism in Eukaryota, Fungi, Ascomycota, Eurotiomycetes, Chaetothyriales, Herpotrichiellaceae. Gene Ontology annotation, biological process: transmembrane transport. Bases 1 to 1539 code for a protein of 512 amino acids. Gene Ontology annotation, molecular function: transmembrane transporter activity.
AUGGCGGACGCUACGAAAAUGGAAGCCAUCCAGGCGGAAGACGCCACCAAGAACCAGGUUGAGGCGACGACUGAGCUCCAAAAAACGCAGACAGUCGACACGAUUCAUAAUGAUGAGGCUAUGAAAGUUCUUGCCAAUUACACGGGCGAUGAAACAUGGACUGAGAAGGAGGAGCAGAACGUAAAGAGAAAGAUUGAUCGGCGCCUCCUCCCUAUUCUGUGUGCUACGUAUGGGUUACAGUACUACGACAAAGCUAUGCUGUCGCAAGCGGCUCUCUUCGGGCUUCGCACGGACCUGGACCUUGAAGUCGGGAAUCGCUACUCCUUCUCCGCUUCAAUCUUCUAUCUCGGCUUCAUCGUCGGCGCAUAUCCUGCCAUCGUCCUGGCUCAACGCUUCCCUAUCGAGCGAGUAGCUUCGGGGAUCGUCUGUGUAUGGGGUAUUUGCCUGAUGUGCACGGCGGCAUGCCAUAACUGGCAGAGCCUCUACGCUCAGCGGUUCUUCUUGGGAUUCUUGGAGUCUGGGAUCAGCCCCAUGUUCAUGCUUGUUGUGGGGCAGUUUUACAAGAAGAACGAGCAGGCUUUGCGAAUGGGAGCAUGGUACUGCUGCACUGGUUACGUCUCCAUCGUCUCUCCGCUCAUCAAUUAUGGUCUGGGCCACAUCCACGGCGCUUUGUCUCCCUGGCGAUACAUGUACCUCGUUGCCGGCGCUCUCACCAUCCUCUGGUCUGUGGUUAUCCUGUUCUUCAUGCCGCCUGACCCCAUUCGUGCCAAAGGAUUCGACGAACGAGAGCGUUUUAUUGCUGUCGCUCGCCUGCGGACAAACAACGCAGGCGUCCGCAACAAGCACUUCAAAAAAGAGCAACUCUUCGAACUACUCCUGGAUGUGAAGUUUUGGAUCGUCUUCUCCAUGGCCUUCUUGAUUAUGAUUGCGAACGGGCCUGUCAGCACGUUUACGCCAAUCAUUAUUGCGAGUUUUGGGUUUAACACCCUAAACUCGCUGUUGCUGGUCAUGCCGGCGGGCGCAAUCAUUGGUACGAUCGAAUGGGUUGCCCCGUACAUUGCGUACAAAGUACCCAGGAUGAGGGCGUAUCUUGUGAGCAUCUGUGAGAUCGGAACAAUACUGGCGAGCCUCUUGCUGUGGCUGUUGCCGAGAGAUAGCACCGGCGGUCUGUUAUUCGGGGCAUACGUCUUGGCGAGCUUCGGAGGUGGGUAUGCAGUGUUGAUGGGAAUGCAGAUCGCGAACACGGCUGGGUACACCAAGCGGUCCCUGGCUUCAUCUGGGAUAUUUGUCGGGUAUUGUCUUGGCAAUUUUGUUGGCCCCCUUCUCUUCAAACCGGAAGAUGCUCCCCGAUAUGCUCCGGGUUUCCUAGCUGUGGUCAUCACUUCCGUGAUCUCAGCGCUACUGUCGAUCGUGUAUCGCAUGAUUUGUGUCUGGGAGAACAAGAAGAGAGACAAGGCCGGUACGCUAGAGGCGUUUGAGCAUGCCUACGAGGAUGAUUUGACGGACAAGAUGAACCCCCAGUUCAGGUAUACACUAUAG